UUCCUUCCUUGUAAUUUCCUGUCUCGUUGAGCUCCUAUCACGCGCAAGCCUUGGCGGUCAAGGGAGUGCGUGCAUUUAGGGUUGGUGGUAAGCGUUCUUCAGCACAGGGCCAGUAGCAAAUAUUGCAGCUUGCUGCUCGCUUUAGCUGCUGAUUGUGUUCUUCUUAGAACUUCUUCUGGAGAAGAGCUUAGUUGUCUGAGAGUUGUGGUGUAUUGGAAUUGUUUGAAUGGGAGGGGGAGAGUCUAGACAUUACAGUUCUCAUCACUACCCAUACGAUUCUGGGAACUCUGCAGAUUACAGUCCUCAUCACCGCCCAUACGAAUCUGGGAACUCUUCAGGUUACUCACCAAGGUACUCCACUAUGUCUACAAGCUAUGCACAGGCUGAAGCAACAAGCAGGGUGCAAAAGAGGUAUUCAAGAAUCAAUGAUGAUUUCCAGACACUCAAUCAGGUCACUGAUGCCCUUGCAGAAGCAGGCCUUGAAUCUUCAAAUUUGAUUGUGGGAAUUGACUUUACAAAGAGCAAUGAGUGGACAGGUAAAGUUUCUUUCAAACGCCGAUGUUUGCAUGACAUUGGGAGUGACCCAAAUCCCUACCAACAAGCAAUAUCUAUUAUUGGAAGGACACUCUCUGCUUUUGAUGAAGAUAAUCUGAUUCCUUGCUAUGGAUUUGGCGACGCAUCUACUCAUGAUCAGGAAAUAUUCGGCUUUUAUCCAGAUAACCGACCAUGUGAAGGAUUUGGAGAAGCACUGGAGCGGUACAAGGAGCUGGUGCCAAAUCUCCGCCUAGCUGGGCCAACAUCCUUCGCUCCAAUUAUUGAAACAGCCAUAGGCAUUGUCGACAACUCUGGUGGGCAGUACCAUGUUCUACUCAUUAUUGCUGAUGGACAGGUAACAAGAAGUGUUGACACACAAAAUGGGCAACUAAGUCCACAAGAGAGAAAUACUAUAAACGCAAUAGUUAAAGCUAGUGAUUUUCCAUUGUCAAUAGUUCUGGUUGGAGUCGGUGAUGGUCCAUGGGAUAUGAUGCAUGAGUUUGAUGACAACAUACCUUCCCGGGCAUUUGAUAAUUUCCAGUUUGUGAAUUUUACGGAGAUAAUGUCUAGAAACAUUCCUGCGAGUCGAAAGGAGACAGAAUUUGCACUUGCAGCACUGAUGGAGAUCCCUUCACAGUAUAAGGCAACAAUAGACCUUCAACUUUUGGGUCGACGAAAAGGGAUACCUGAAAGGGUUUGUCUACCUCCACCAACUAGGAACCGUUAUUCAAGGUCAAGCAGUUUCGAGCAAGGACCUGCAUUCACCAGAAAUAGCAGCUUUGAGCAAGGACCUGCAUACACCAGAACUCCCAGCAUCUUGGAGCAAGGAUCUGGAAUCACUAGAAGUCCACAAGCUAUCUCGUCUGAAAGACUUAUAGAGGAGAAGCUGACCUGCCCAGUUUGCCUUUGGAAACAAAAGGAUCUUGCUUUUGGAUGUGGCCAUCAGACAUGUUACGACUGCGGAAAAGAGUUGCAGCGUUGCCCUUUAUGCCAGGAUAAUAUUACAACUAGGAUAAAGCUCUACUAAUCCCUGAACAAAAAUGCAUUGCACUCGCAAAGAUCUUGUAGGUCUGUCUCUUCUUGCAUUUCUGAAUCUGUGUGGAUCACUUCUUGAUAUUUCAAUAAGGUUGCACUCUUUUCGUAGUGUAACAUUGCUGAUUGUUGCUUUAUAUUUUUCUUGUGAAUUUUAUUGAAGUUGUAUAUUUAGUCUCAUUCGAAGAGAACUAGUGGCUAUGCCAUUAGUGAAUUUGUUUACCGAUUUGAAUUUAAGGUGGCAUUUGGUUUA
Zingiber officinale is the source of this 1819-nucleotide messenger RNA. Its product is annotated as E3 ubiquitin-protein ligase RGLG2-like. The coding region runs from base 227 to 1561 and encodes 444 amino acids. Lineage: Eukaryota; Viridiplantae; Streptophyta; Magnoliopsida; Zingiberales; Zingiberaceae. The transcript has 12 exons. The record is from RefSeq and is a predicted model, not a curated record.